AUGACACCUCGUCUGGCCUGGCUUGGCCUUGGAAACAUGGGUCGUGGAAUGGCAAAAAACCUGGCUUCAAAAGGAUCGCUCGACUCUCCGUUGAUAAUUUACAACCGAAAUACAGCUCACGCGUUCGAAUUUCAGUCAAAGAAUGCCAACACAGAGGUAGCGGUCUCUGUCCGAGAAGCAAUCUCGAAAGCCGACAUCAUCUUCACUUGCGUCGGCGAUGACGCCGCAAUCAAAGACAUCAUCAAAGCCAGCAUCUCCGCCGAAAACAUCGAGGGCAAGCUUUUUGUCGACUGCUCUACCGUUCACCCAGAUACCACCACUAUCAUUUCAGCCCAGCUACAAGACAACGGGGCACGCUUCGUCGCUAGCCCCGUCUUCGGGGCGCCUGCAAUGGCCGAAGUUGGUCAGGUUAUUUGCGUGCUGGCUGGCCCUCAGGAGGCCGUCGAGCAGGUGAAGCCCUAUACAACUGGGGUGAUCGCCAAGAGUUUCAUGGACUUCAGUAACCAGCCACCCGCCAAGGCUUCUCAGCUCAAGAUCCUUGGUAACACCUUCGUCAUCAGCAUGGUAGAGAGUAUUGCCGAGGGACUUGUGGUCGCUGAGAAAUCCGGCUUGGGUACAGACUCAUUGCACCAGUUCUUCGAAGCGGUAUUUCCCGGCCCAUAUGUUGCUUACUCAAACUGGAUGCGUUCUGGUGACUAUCACAAGCGCGACGAGCCACUUUUUGCUGUUGAUUUGUCUAGGAAGGAUGCACGUCACGCAUUGGACUUGGCGGCAAAGUCUGGUGCUACGAUGAAAGGAAUGGUGUUGGCAGAUCAGUAUAUGGCUCAGGUCAAAGAGCGAAUGGGUGCUCGGGGUGAUCUAGCAAGUAUCUAUGGCGCUGUUCGUGAAGAAUCUGGAUUGGAGUUUUACAAUGAUGUAUAG
This is a messenger RNA of Penicillium macrosclerotiorum, 921 nucleotides long. RefSeq names its product NAD(P)-dependent oxidoreductase. Lineage: Eukaryota; Fungi; Ascomycota; Eurotiomycetes; Eurotiales; Aspergillaceae. The record is from RefSeq and is a predicted model, not a curated record. Gene Ontology annotation, molecular function: NAD binding; oxidoreductase activity, acting on the CH-OH group of donors, NAD or NADP as acceptor; NADP binding. The transcript is spliced from 2 exons. Bases 1 to 921 code for a protein of 306 amino acids.